AUUAUUCUUAAAAAAAAUACCGAAAUGUGCCUUAUGUGUGCGGGAAGAAAAACGGUUGCCUAGCAACGAUAUGUUGCGUUAGCACUAGCCUGUUAGCAGCUAACACAGGUACUCGAGCUUCCAUGGCGUCGUGAUAGCUGCUCAGGAGGGAAAUAAUUGAGCUGUUUAUAAUAACUAGCUAAACUAACUAGCUAAGUAAAAAACGUUUCGCGGCCGAUUUGGAUGCGGUUAAUUGAACAAACACGUUUAAAAGCUCGUUAGCAGAAACAUGAACAACAGUGAACGUUAGUUGCUAGCGAGCUAAAGCUAUGUAACCUAGUUAAGAAGCGCAGCUGAUCUGGUGCAGAAGGUGUAGCUAACUUCUCUUUUCUACAUCAUAUUUCUGUGCGGAUGGCUGUUACAGUGUGAGAAACGGAUCAAUAGGUUACAGUUCAUUGUCUUCGACUUCAGUAAGCAUCAGUUACCAGUCAUGCUGCUGUCUCGGGUAAAGCCAGCGGUUGGGGGAGACACAGCACUGAACUCCAGCGAGAAGAAAAGGAAAAACAAAAGCAGGAAGACCCCCCGGUUAGAGGACUAUCUGAACCAGAGAGAUUACUUGGGAGCCCUCACACUGUUGGAGUUCCAGCGGAAUGGAGGGGCAGCAGAAGAGAAUACUGACCAGUGGAUUGGCUACUGCGCCUUUCACCUCGGAGACCACAAGAGAUCUAUGGAGGAAUAUAAGUCUCUGACUCUCAAACCGGACUGUCCCGCUGAGGUCUGGGUUCAUCUGGGCUGCUCUCUGUUUUUCCUCGGCCUUUAUAAAGAAGCAGAAGAGGUGGCGCUCAAAGGGCCAAAGAGUCAGCUGCAGAACCGGCUGCUCUUUCACUUAGCACACAAGUUUGGAGAUGAGAAGAAGCUGAUGGGGUUCCACCAGAACUUGGAGGAUGUAACGGAGGAUCAGCUGAGCUUGGCCUCCAUACACUACAUGCGCUCUCACUACCAGGAGGCCAUUGACAUCUACAAACGCAUUCUACUGCAGAACAGGGAGUUUCUGGCGCUGAACGUGUAUGUGGCUCUGUGCUACUAUAAGCUGGAUUACUACGACGUGUCUCAGGAGGUUCUGGCUGUUUACCUGCAGAACGUUCCAGACUCUGCUAUAGCGCUCAACCUAAAAGCCUGUAACCACUUCCGACUCUACAACGGCAAAGCUGCUGAAGCGGAGCUGAAGAACCUGAUAGAUAUCUCCUCCAGCUCGUUUGAGUUUGCGAAGGAGCUGAUCCGCCAUAACCUGGUGGUGUUUCGGGGAGGGGAGGGAGCGCUGCAGGUUCUGCCCCCCCUUAUCGACGUCAUCUCUGAGGCUCGACUCAACCUGGUCAUCUACUACCUCAGACAAGAUGAUGUUCAGGAAGCGUAUAAUCUGAUUAAAGACCUGGAGCCCACCACUCCACAGGAGUAUAUACUGAAGGGAGUGGUGAACGCUGCUCUGGGGCAGGAAAUUGGAUCUAGAGAUCAUUUAAAGAUUGCCCAGCAGUUUUUCCAGCUGGUUGGCGGUUCAGCUAGUGAAUGUGACACGAUCCCAGGUCGGCAGUGUAUGGCCUCCUGCUUCUUCUUACUGAAACAGUUUGAGGACGUACUCAUCUACCUCAACUCAGUCAAGAGUUACUUCUACACUGACGACACUUUUAACUUCAACUACGCUCAGGCUAAAGCUGCUUUAGGGAGCUACAAAGAGGCAGAGGAGGUGUUCCUGCUGAUCCAGAGUGAAAAGAUUAAGAAUGAUUAUGUGUAUCUGAGCUGGCUGGCCCGAUGCUAUAUAAUGAACCAGAAAGCCCGGCUGGCGUGGGAACUUUACCUGAAGAUGGAAACUUCGUCCGACUCCUUCAGCCUCUUGCAGCUCAUCGCAAACGACUGCUACAAGAUGGGUCAGUUCUAUUAUGCAGCGAAGGCGUUUGAUGUUUUAGAGAGACUGGACCCGAACCCUGAGUACUGGGAGGGGAAGCGGGGGGCCUGCGUCGGAAUAUUCCAGCUAAUCCUGGCAGGAAGAGAACCCAGAGAGUCUCUGAAGGAGGUGCUGCCCAUGCUGCGCAGCACAGGGAACCCGCAAGUGGAGUACAUCAUCCGCAUCAUGAAGAAAUGGGCCAAAGACAACAGAGUUGCUCUCUGACCCAAUGUUUACACAGCCAGCCCUGUUAGAUCCAGCUUAUUUUCCUAUAUAUGAUCUAUAAUAACUGUGUAGAGAACAUAUUCAUUAAUCUUUCAAUUCUAGAAAUGUGACCAGUUUUGUAAAAGUAUUUAUGAAACAGAUGCGUUACAUGCACUUUGUUAUUAUAAAGCAGCAUAAACACACAUAUUUUUGCAAAAAAAGCACAUUUAUGGUUGUGUAUUGUAAAACAGAAAGACUGUGGGAGGUUUUUACACAUUAAAUGCAGAUACAAAUAAUAUUUGUUUUGCUCUUUGGACAGUGUUUCUGUGCAUUCUGGCCUCAUAUUCUGGACAUCUGAUGAUACGGAC
Colossoma macropomum (tambaqui) is the source of this 2490-nucleotide messenger RNA. RefSeq names its product tetratricopeptide repeat domain 26 (gene ift56). The transcript has 17 exons. Bases 470 to 2143 code for a protein of 557 amino acids. Gene Ontology annotation, molecular function: intraciliary transport particle B binding; protein binding. The record is from RefSeq and is a predicted model, not a curated record. Gene Ontology annotation, cellular component: intraciliary transport particle B; ciliary base; ciliary basal body. Gene Ontology annotation, biological process: intraciliary transport involved in cilium assembly; intraciliary anterograde transport. NCBI's taxonomy places the organism in Eukaryota, Metazoa, Chordata, Actinopteri, Characiformes, Serrasalmidae.